Messenger RNA from Cotesia congregata, 1766 nucleotides. The record is from the annotation of a GenBank genome assembly. NCBI's taxonomy places the organism in Eukaryota, Metazoa, Arthropoda, Insecta, Hymenoptera, Braconidae.
AUGUCAGCUUUACCUUCACCUUCGGGGGUGGAAAUUAUUGAAAAUAAACAGGAGCCUAGUGUUGAUUAUUCAAGUAUCAGAGGAAAGGACGUACUUGUGAGCCCAUCUGAGCAUCAGUACGAAUUACUUUUAAAACGCUUGAAAGAACGAGUAGACGAUGGUGGAAGCGAGACAAUAUUUAACAUUGGUAUUGGCGAAGAUGGAUCGGAAGACGGACUGAAGCCUGACGAGUAUGAAGCAUCAAUUGCAACGCUGCAAUCACUGGCAGCGACAAUAGAGGCUGAUUGUGUGCUUCUUCGUCAGAGCAAAGUUGAUCAAGGCCUAACGGGACAGUAUCUCGUACGAAAGCGUCUAAAUAUUCAGGAUUUUUUGGAGAUAAGAGUCGCGGUGGUGGGUAAUGUCGAUGCUGGUAAAUCGACACUGCUGGGGGUUCUCACUCACGGGGAACUUGACAAUGGGCGAGGACUUGCGAGACAGAAGUUGUUCCGUCAUAAACACGAAGCUGAGUCUGGACGGACAAGUUCCGUUGGGAAUGAUAUUCUGGGAUUUGACAGCGUUGGAAAUGUUGUGAAUAAACCCGAGCAUGGAUCUUUGGAUUGGGUUAAAAUUUGUGAGAAAUCAUCAAAAGUUAUAACGUUCAUAGAUCUCGCUGGCCAUGAACGUUAUCUCAAAACCACUGUUUUUGGAAUGACUGGACACGCUCCUGAUUUUGGAAUGCUUAUGGUGGGAGCGAAUGCAGGUAUCGUCGGAAUGACUAAAGAACAUUUAGGUCUAGCUCUAGCCCUAUCAGUACCUGUGUUUGUAGUUGUCACUAAGAUAGACAUGUGUCCUCAAAAUAUUCUUCAAGAAAAUUUAAGACUACUAAUCCGUAUUCUAAAGUCACCUGGGUGUAGAAAAGUACCCGUUACUGUUAAGACUCCCGAUGACGUUGUCGUCAGCGCUACUAAUUUUGUUUCCGAAAGACUGUGCCCUAUUUUUCAAGUAUCAAACGUUAAUGGUGAGAACUUGCAUCUUCUGAAGAUGUUUUUGAAUUUAUUGACUGCUAGAAUCACUAGCCAUGAUAAUGAACCUGCCGAGUAUCAGAUUGAUGAUACUUAUUCAGUACCUGGUGUAGGUACAGUUGUCUCAGGUACGACACUUAAAGGUGUGAUAAAACUAAACGACGUAUUACUGCUAGGACCAGAUCCACUGGGUCACUUUACGCAAAUCACCAUAAAGAGUAUUCACCGUAAACGCAUGCCGGUGAGUGAAGUACGAGGUGGUCAGACAGCAAGCUUCGCUCUCAAGAAAAUAAAAAGAUCACAAAUACGAAAAGGAAUGGUGAUGGUAUCUCCAGCUCUGAAUCCUCAAGCUUGCUGGGAGUUUGAAGGUGAAAUACUGGUGCUGCAUCACCCGACUACAAUAAGUUCGCGCUACCAAGCUAUGGUUCACUGUGGAAGCAUCAGACAGACCGCAUCUAUUCUAUCUAUGUCUCAGGAUUGUUUACGAACGGGUGACAAGGCUUUGGUGCACUUCAGAUUCAUUAAACAUCCAGAGUACAUUAAACCUGGGCAGCGUAUGGUCUUUAGAGAGGGACGUACUAAAGCUGUGGGAAAUGUUUUGAGAUUGAUUCCUCAUUCAAGUAUUACUCAUUCUAAUAAUACGAGGACUGGAAAGCAGCAGAAUAAAAAUAAUCAACAGCCUCGUGCUACAUCCACGUCAUAUGUAAGUAUUUUUUUUUAAUGCAAAACUAAGCUUUGCAAAAUGAGAAAAUUUAUUAAGGUAAA